This is a messenger RNA of Indicator indicator, 7272 nucleotides long. It is a transcript of the gene PCNX1, whose product is annotated as pecanex 1. The coding region runs from base 1 to 7041 and encodes 2346 amino acids. NCBI's taxonomy places the organism in Eukaryota, Metazoa, Chordata, Aves, Piciformes, Indicatoridae. The record is from RefSeq and is a predicted model, not a curated record. The transcript has 36 exons. Gene Ontology annotation, cellular component: membrane.
AUGGGCUCCCAGGUGCUACAGAUCCUGCGCCAGGGCGUGUGGGCGGCGUUGAGCGGCGGCUGGUACCAGGACCCGCACCAGGGCGCUGGGGUCAACGCGCUGCACCUCUACCUGUGGCUCUUCUUGCUCGGCUUUCCCUUCACCCUUUACAUGGCCCUUCCUUCUUCCAUGAUGAUAGUAGCUGUCUACUGCCCGGUGAUAGCAGCUCUCUUUAUCGUUUUGAAGAUGGUGAAUUACCGUUUGCACAGGGCACUGGAUGAGGGAGAAAUUGUGGAGAGGAAUGCCAGUGAACAUAUGGACAGAGGUGCUAAAACAGAACAAAGCAGUGUUUCAGCCAAAAGGAAAGACAGCAAUGGGCCCAGUGACCCUGGUGGAGGAAUCGAGAUGUCAGAGUUCAUACGAGAAGCAACUCCUCCUGUGGGCUGUAGUUCACGCAAUUCUUAUGCUGGGAUAGAUCCAAACAACCAGGUUGGAUCUGGGUUAUCUCGUCUGGCAACAGCAGCAACCAUCAAAGGAGAUACUGACACUGCCAAGACCUCUGAUGAUAUCAGUUUAAGUCUGGGACAGAGUUCUAGCCUGUGUAAAGAAGGGAGUGAAGAACAAGAUUUGGCAACUGACCGGAAGCUUUUUCGACUGGUGUCGAAUGACUCGUUUGUCUCCAUCCAACCUUCAUUAUCCUCUGGACAGGAUUUGCCAAGAGACAACAGUGACAAAGUGUGCCUCUCGAACAACCAGCUUGUGGACCAGUCUAAAACCGGUGCAUGUGAUGCAGAUGUAGCUUCACUUGUAACUCUGCAUUCUCACUCCUAUAGGAAGGAUCAUAGACCACGAGGUGUACCAAGGACUUCUAGCUCUGCUGUCGCUUUUCCAGAUGCUUCACUAAAUGACUUCCCCCUCUAUCAGCAAAAACGAGGACUAGAUCCUGUGAGUGAGUUAGAAGCUUCCAAGCCUCCUUCUGGGUCCAGAGAGUCCUUGGCUGAGAACUCUUGCAUUUCAGGAGUUUUUCAAUUAGAUGACAUUCUGAAAAGUAGCAGCCCUCAACCAUUGGCUAAGAGUGGAAAAAGCAAAUCCUUGAAAGCCGACAAAAGCGUGGACAGUCUGAGAAGCCUGAGUACUAGAAGCAGUGGUUCAACAGAAAGCUACUGCAGUGGGACAGAUCGUGACACUAACAGUACCAUCAGUAGCUAUAAAAGUGAACAUACCAGCUCAACACACAUAGAGAGUGUGUUGUCAGAGCAUGAGGAGGAGUCGCCUAGAGAAGAGAAAAGGGAUGGUAAGAAAAAGGACUGUGGUGUUGACUCAGAUAGUAGUUCUACUGACAAAAGAACUAGUAGUGAAAGGACUGCUGUGGAAGUGAGCACUAAUGAUGGUGUUCAAGCGGUAAAGGGUUCUAAUGCAUCUGAUGAGAUGCACAGUCAGAAAGGUCUUGGUGCCUCUGCUUCAGAGGAGGCCAAUAAGAACCCACAUGCCAAUGAAUUGACUACACAGGCUGACAGGCCGCCUGGGAAAGCUGCUGAACAAAGAGAUGAGCAGAGUGAGAAACUAGCUGUGUUAGUAGAUGCAAGAGCUUCUAAAGAAACAAGUGGAAAACAAAAAGAAGGAGAUGUUCGACCAAAAUCUUCUAGUUUAAUACAUCGAACAGCCUCUACCCAUAAGUCCAGCCGGAGAAGGACAGGAAAAAAGCGGGCUAGUAGUUUUGAUUCAAGUCGGCACAGGGAAUAUGUUUCCUUCCGAGGUGUAUCUGGUACUAAACCUCACAGUGCUGUGUUUUGUCAUGAUGAGGACUCCAGUGAUCAAAGUGACUUGAGCAGGACGUCAAGUAUGCAGUCAGCUCACCAGUUCAGCAGUGAUAGCUCUUCCAGCACCACCUCCCAUUCCUGCCAGUCUCCUGAGGGAAAGUACAGUGCUCUAAAGACCAAAUACGUUUCUAAAGAACGUGGGGGCACAGACUUUGACAAUGCUCACAAAAUCCAUGUAAGCUCUGAAGGAAUUAGCAAAAAACGAUCUACACGUCGGACUUCUAGCACAAACAGUGCCAAGAAUCGUGCCAGAGUAUUAAGCCUGGACAGUGGUACUGUGGCUUGUUUAAAUGACCCAAAUAGUUUAAUGGCACCAGGUAACAUAAAACAGUUAACCACUUCAAAAUCUGAUUUGGAAGCCAAAGAAGGAGAGGUGCUAGAUGAGCUAUCUCUGUUGGGAAGGGCUUCACACUUAGAGUCAGUCACACGUUCUAGGAAUAGCUUACCAAGCCAGGCUACAUUUCCUGACGGGGAAGAGCAAGAAUCAGCAAGUGGAGCAGCACAAGCCAGCGAGGAGACUGUCACAUUUCGCCGUGAACGCAGCACAUUUAGGCGUCAGGCAGUACGACGCCGGCACAAUGCAGGGAGUAACCCUACCCCUCCUACAUUGCUCAUCGGAUCACCCCUCAGCCUUCAAGAUGGUCUGCAAGGUCAGCAGCCUUCCUCCCAGGUCAGAGUGCAGUCCCGCCCCCCUUCCCAGGCAGCUGUGCUCAGCGCUAGCGCCUCCUUGCUGGUGAGAAAUGGGAGUGUCCACUUAGAAGCAUCACAUGCCACUGCAUCUGCUGUAGGCGGUAGCAGUUUACACGAUGAACUUGGUAAGUUCAGUUCUACGCUCUACGAGACGGGGGGCUGCGACAUGUCACUUGUGAACUUUGAGCCAGCUGCAAGAAGAGCAUCCAACAUCUGUGACACGGACUCUCAUGUAUCGAGUUCUACCUCAGUUCGCUUUUAUCCACAUGAUCUACUUUCUCUUCCUCAGAUCAGGUUGAACAGGCUGCUAACCAUGGAUACAGAUCUGCUGGAGCAGCAAGAUAUUGACCUGAGCCCUGACCUUCAGGACCACAUGCAACCUCAAGAGGAAGCAGCUCAAAAAGUCAAGCAGUACUAUCGCUUUUGGAUCCUGCCUAAGCUUUGGAUUAGCAUCAAUUUUGAUAGAUUAACUCUUCUGGCUUUAUUUGAUAGGAAUCGUGAGAUCCUUGAAAAUGUGUUAUCUGUCCUACUAGCUAUUCUAGUUGCAUUUCUGGGCUCUGUACUUCUUAUAGAGGGCUUUUUCAAGGAUAUUUGGGUCUUCCAGUUCUGCCUGGUAAUAGCCAGUUGUCAGUACUCGCUGUUGAAGAGCGUUCAACCAGAUUCUUCUUCCCCUCGACACGGUCAUAAUCGUAUCAUAGCCUAUAGUAGGCCUGUAUACUUCUGUUUAUGUUGUGGUCUUAUUUGGCUGUUGGAUUAUGGCAGCAGAAACAUAUCUACAACAAGAUUCAGGUUGUACGGAAUGGCUUUCACCAACCCAUUGCUGCUGCUGUCAGCCAGGGACUUAGUUAUAGUGUUUACACUAUGUUUCCCUAUAGUAUUCUUCAUUGGUCUCCUGCCUCAGGUGAACACAUUUGUGAUGUAUCUCUGCGAACAGCUGGAUAUUCAUGUCUUUGGUGGCAAUGCUACCACAAGCCUGCUUGCAGCACUUUACAGUUUUAUCUGUAGUAUUGUGGCAGUAGCAUUGUUGUAUGGACUGUGCUAUGGUGCCCUGAAGGAUUCUUGGGAUGGGCAGCAUAUUCCAGUUCUAUUCUCCAUAUUUUGUGGUUUGUUAGUGGCAACAUCAUAUCAUCUCAGCAGACAAAGUAGUGAUCCUUCUGUGCUUUUCUCUUUAGUGCAAUCAAAAUUUUUUCCUAAUUCUGAAGACAAAAACCCUGAGGAUCCUCUAUCUGAAGUGAAAGAUCCUUUACCUGAAAAACUUAGAAAUUCUGUGAGCGAACGAUUGCAGUCUGACCUGAUCGUGUGUAUAGUCAUUGGUGUCCUCUAUUUUGCAAUUCAUGUCAGCACAGUAUUUACAGUUUUACAGCCUAUUCUAAGUUAUGUUCUCUAUGCAUUGGUGGGUACGGUAGGCUUUGUGACCCAUUAUGUUCUGCCUCAACUCCGAAAGCAACUUCCCUGGCAUUGCUUUUCUCACCCACUGCUGAAAACCAAGGAAUACUAUCAGUUCGAAGUUCGAAGUGCUGCACAUGUUAUGUGGUUUGAGAAACUUCACAUUUGGCUCCUUUUUGUAGAGAAGAAUGUUAUCUAUCCACUGAUAGUCCUCAAUGAGCUUAGUAGCAGUGCUAAGAAUAUUGCUAGUCCAAAGAAACUGGAUACUGAGUUGGGUGCUUUAAUGAUCACAAUAGCUGGCUUGAAGUUACUGCGUUCAUCAUUCAGUAGCCCAACGUGCCAGUAUGUCACUGUUAUUUUCACAGUGCUCUUCUUCACUUUUGAUUACAAAAGUUUUACUGAGACCAUGCUGCUAGAUCUCUUCUUCAUGUCCAUUCUCUUCAGCAAGCUUUGGGAACUCUUUUAUAAAUUGAGAUUUGUUUAUACCUACAUUGCUCCCUGGCAGAUCACAUGGGGAUCUGCCUUCCAUGCUUUUGCCCAGCCAUUUGCUGUGCCACAUUCUGCAAUGUUGUUUGUCCAAGCAGCUGUGUCAGCUUUCUUUUCUACUCCACUGAAUCCUUUUCUGGGAAGUGCAAUAUUCAUCACUUCAUAUGCCAGGCCUGUCAAAUUCUGGGAAAGAGACUACAACACAAAGCGUGUGGAUCAUUCAAAUACAAGACUGGCUUCGCAGCUUGAUCGAAAUCCAGGUUCAGAUGAUAACAACCUGAAUUCAAUCUUCUAUGAACAUUUGACCCGUUCCCUUCAGCACAGCCUGUGUGGAGAUUUGUUGUUGGGUCGGUGGGGAAACUAUAGUACUGGGGACUGCUUCAUCCUAGCUUCUGACUACCUCAAUGCACUAGUACACCUUAUAGAGAUAGGAAAUGGCUUGGUCACCUUCCAGCUGAGGGGGCUUGAGUUCAGAGGAACUUAUUGCCAGCAACGAGAAGUAGAGGCCAUCACUGAAGGUGUAGAGGAAGAUGAAGGUUUUUGUUGCUGUGAACCAGGCCAUCUUCCUCACAUGCUUUCCUUUAAUGCUGCCUUUGGGCAGCGUUGGCUGGCUUGGGAGGUACUUGUGACCAAGUAUGUUUUGGAGGGCUACAGCAUCACUGACAACAGUGCAGCUUCCAUGCUUCAAGUCUUUGAUCUCCGGAAAAUUCUCACAACUUACUACGUGAAGGGAAUCAUCUAUUAUGUCACAACAUCCCCCAAGCUAGAGGAAUGGUUAGCUAAUGAGACAAUGCAGGAAGGACUGCGGUUGUGCACAGACCGCAAUUAUGUUGAUGUAGACCCGACAUUUAACCCCAAUAUUGAUGAGGAUUAUGACCACCGUCUAGCAGGGAUCUCAAGAGAGAGUUUCUGUUUGAUAUAUUUGAACUGGAUAGAAUAUUGCUGCUCUCGAAGAGAAAAGCCACUGGAUUCAAGUAAAGACUCACCCCUGGUAACAUUGUGUUACGGACUGUGUGUGCUGGGGCGGAGGGCAUUGGGAACAGCUUCACAUCAUAUGUCUAGUAAUCUGGAAUCCUUCUUGUAUGGCCUGCACGCCCUAUUUAAGGGUGACUUCCGUAUAUCUUCAAUUAGAGAUGAGUGGAUCUUUGCUGACAUGGAAUUGCUGAGGAAAGUAGUGGUUCCUGGAAUACGGAUGUCACUUAAGCUACAUCAGGAUCACUUCACUUCUCCAGAUGAAUAUGAUGAUCCUUCUGUCCUUUACGAAGCCAUAACAACCCACGAAGAAAAUCUAGUUAUAGCACAUGAAGGGGACCCUGCUUGGCGCAGUGCAGUGCUUUCCAAUUCACCUUCCCUCCUUGCUCUGCGCCAUGUGAUGGAUGAUGGCACCAAUGAAUAUAAAAUCAUUAUGCUGAAUAAGCGGUAUCUCAGCUUCAGGGUCAUUAAGGUGAAUAAGGAGUGUGUGCGAGGCCUGUGGGCAGGACAGCAGCAGGAGCUUGUCUUCCUGCGUAAUCGUAACCCAGAAAGAGGAAGUAUCCAAAAUGCAAAACAAGCUCUGAGGAACAUGAUUAAUUCCUCUUGUGACCAGCCAAUUGGAUACCCAAUCUACGUCUCACCUUUAACUACUUCCUAUUCAGAUAGUCAUGAACAGCUUAGGGAGAUUCUCGGGGGAGCUAUCAGCUUAGGAAAUAUCAGAAACUUCAUAGUUUCUACGUGGCACAGACUAAGGAAAGGCUGUGGAGCUGGCUGCAAUAGUGGUGGAAACAUAGAAGAUUCGGAUGCUGGAGGUGGAGCUUCUUGCACAAGUAACAAUGCAACUAUCAAUGAGUCUCAGAGCAGCAUGUCACAAGGAGGAGGGAAUGCAAAUACAGGGCAGGCACCUGGAGCAGUACAGCACCCUCCUGUUGCAGCUCAUCCCACAGCUCUUCCUGCAGCUCAUCCACCAGCUCAUCCCUCUACUCUGGGCACCAGUCACAGCUCUCACUCUGUGCAGUCCAGCCUUGUCAGACAUUCCCCUGCCCGUGCCUCAGUAGCUAGCCAUUCAUCUUAUUGCUACGGCAGUCGUCAUUCAUCUCUUCGCACAUCCACAACGGGCUUUGUGCCUUGUCGGCGCUCUUCCACCAGUCAGAUAUCCCUUCGUAACCUCCCAUCAUCCAUCCAGUCCCGCCUCUCCAUGGUGAACCAAAUGGAACCUACUGGCCAGACUGGGGUCAGCGCGCAGCAUGGACUGCCCUCUUCUAGCAGCUCCAGCCAAAGCAUCCCAGCCUGUAAACAGCAUGCCCUUGUGGGCUUUCUAGGGACAGAAGGAGGGAGUAAUGCAACUGACUCUCAGUCAGGUGGCAAUGCAAGCCCUGCAAAUCAAAUGCAAGCCAAAAAGGAUGACGUUAUUUACAGAAUCCAGUUAAUGGAUCCCAGUCAAGUACUGGAAGGGAUCAACGUGUCAAAAAGGAAAGAGCUGCAGUGGCCAGAUGAGGUGAUACGGCUAAAAGCUGGAAGAAACAGCUGGAAAGACUGGAGUCCUCAGGAAGGCAUGGAAGGCCAUGUGAUUCACCGCUGGGUGCCUUGCAGCAGAGAUCCAAGUAGUCGGUCCCAUAUAGACAAAACCAUCCUGCUGGUUCAAAUCGAAGAUAAAUACGUUGCUGUUGUUGAAACUGGAGUCCUUGAACUUGGGGCUGAGGUGUAGAAUCUCUUUGAGACUGAAACUUCCUUUUGUCCAAUGGUUCAGAAGGGAAAAGGGUCCCGAAGAAGCAGCUCCCAGGACAUGAAACUUCAGUCCAGUUGUAGGAAAGGACUUGAAACACAGAUUUGUCUAAGUCCCUUUUCCCAAAUAAACAAGUGUAUGAAAUUUUUUUCAGUUGUUAGCUGCUGAAGAAACAUUUGCAUGAAGGAUAGAUUUGUUGAGACAUAUCUUUUU